This is a messenger RNA of Lethenteron reissneri (Far Eastern brook lamprey), 5331 nucleotides long. RefSeq names its product ETS transcription factor ELK3 (gene ELK3). Gene Ontology annotation, cellular component: nucleus. Gene Ontology annotation, biological process: regulation of transcription by RNA polymerase II; cell differentiation. Gene Ontology annotation, molecular function: DNA-binding transcription factor activity, RNA polymerase II-specific; sequence-specific DNA binding. The record is from RefSeq and is a predicted model, not a curated record. Lineage: Eukaryota; Metazoa; Chordata; Hyperoartia; Petromyzontiformes; Petromyzontidae.
GGAGGCGCAGCGACUCCACCGAGCGGCGCUCCACAGCGCGCCGCCGGCAAAGGAGCAAAACUCGAGCGAGAAGGAGCGGCGGAGACCGCGGCGUCCCGGCUGCCCCUGGCUCCCCGUGGCUCCCCGUGGCUCCCCCUGACUCCUCCUGGCUCCACCUGGCUCCCCCUGGCUCCACCUGGCUCCCCCCGGCUCCCCCUGGCUCCACCUGGCUCCCCCGGGCUCCCCCUGGCUCCCCGUGGCUCCCCCUGGCUCCACCUGGCUCCCCCUGGCUCCACCUGGCUCCCCCUGGCUCCCCCCCCCCCUGGAGCUGACUGCGCAGGGCGCCCGCUCGCCAGGUCGGCACACAUCUCUCGUCUCCCCCCCCCGUGCAAGCUCCCCCCCCCACCCCCCCUGCUCGGGGCCCAUCAUGGAGAGCGCCAUCACGCUGUGGCAGUUCCUGCUGCAGCUGCUGCUGGACCCGAGGCACGAGCAGCUCAUCCGCUGGACCUCGGCGGACGGGGAGUUCAAGCUGCUGCAGGCGGAGGAGGUGGCGCGCCUGUGGGGGCUGCGCAAGAACAAGACCAACAUGAACUACGACAAGCUGAGCAGGGCGCUCAGAUACUACUACGACAAGAACAUCAUCAAAAAGGUGAAUGGACAGAAGUUCGUCUACAAGUUCGUGUCAUUCCCCGACACCAUGAAGGCCGACGGCCUGCAGGGCCGUGCCUGCGGGGUCAACGGCGGGGUCAGCGGCGGCGGCGGUGACCUCUCACCGAGGCCUCUCACCGGGAGCCAGGGCCCCGAGCCAGCUUCCGGCGACUACCGCACGCUGCCGCCCGCACCAUUCAUCAAGGCCGAGCCGUGCAGCCCCACGCCUGCCCAGCAACGGCAGCUGCUCGACGAAAAUGAUGACGACGACGAUGAAGAGGAGGAGAUGGGUGCAGAGGACGAGGACGACGAUGAAGACGUGGACCGCGAUGAGGAGGAGGACGACGACGAUGAGGAGGAGGAGAUGUCUUUGUUGUCGUCGGCAAUGGCGUACCGCGUGGGCCCGCUGGGCCGGGCCCUGGCCGGAGGCCUCCACCCGGCGCUGGCGCUCUACGCUCUCAAGAGAUCCGGGGGGACCCUGCGCGCGGUCAAGAGCGAGGGGUUCGACGGCCCCUGCAGGACGGUGGUCUCCCAGCAGCAGCACCACCACCACCACCAGCACCACCACCAGCACCACCACCAGCAGCAGCAGUGGCACCAGCAGCGGCAGCAGCGACUGCCGGAAGCUCCCGAUGACGACGAGCAACCGCUAAACCUGAAGGUGCAGAGGGGUCCCGUGCAGCCGCGUGGUGGUGGCAGCGGUGGCGCCGCCUCCGCGGGGGUCAUCGUGUCGCCAGCGGCAUCCGGGGGCCGCGCCAAGGCCCGACCGCUAGGCCUCGAGCUUGCGCCGCACGCUCAGCUGCUGCUGCAUGCGCAGGGCGGGGACGCGGGCCCCCCACACAGCCCCUCGCUGCAGCCCCUGCUGUGCGGGGCCCUUGCGCAGGGCUUCUACGGCCCCAACACCUCGGUGCUGCUCACGCCAAGUCCGCUGCUGCCCUCGCUGCACUUCUGGAGCACGCUGAGCCCCCUGCCCCCACGCAGCCCCGGGGGGCGGCUCACGGGUUCGCACCUCGCCUUCCAGUUCCCUCCCCUGGGCGCUGCCCCCCUGCUCGGCCUCCCCAUGCCAGGAGUAGACGGGGGCCCGGGCUCCCUGCUGGUGGCUCACGGCUCCCAAAAAGUGUGACUGAACCGCACCUGGCCACACCUGGACAGGGCGUGGGGGAGGGGAAUGGGGAACGAGGGGGGGGGGGGCUCCGCGGAGGGCAAGGAAUUGAGGGGGGCACGACAUCAGCCCCCUUCCUCACCACCCCGUCUGUUUGGAGGCGCUUGAUUUUGGGUGAAUUGCACUCCCUCUCGCUGUCUCCCUUUAGCACCCCACUGCCUCGUCCCACCCCAGACACGCACAUUCGACCCCCCACUCCACCACCUCAUUGGUCUUUGCCACCUCAAUAAGGAAGGGGGGCGGGUGGUGAGGAGUGGGAGGUGACAAUGGGGUGCUCGAUUUCCCCACCCCCCAACCCCCAAAUUGGCCCGGACUGUGGUUUCCCUCUGCGCACGAACCACUGUCUAAAUGUGGGUCGGAGAAUGAUGAUGGUGGUGGUGCUGAUGGUGCUGCUUGUGAUGAUGCUGAUGAUGAUUUGGCCGACGACGUUGCUCGGUGCUAAGUGGGACUCGCUCUCUCGUCUCAUCAUUCUCGGAGUCUUCGUCUUACGCUCAUGUGACUUGCGCAAAUGCAGCUCAGAACAACAUUCUUAUGAAACGAAAAGAAGAAUCAUAAUAAUGAUGGAUUUUGGAAUCGAAUCACGAACCGAAAUCUAAUUUGAAUACGUGGCAGUCAAUCGCAUCGCUGGGGUGGGGGACAGUGGUGAAUUGUAUUACUUCCCUGUGAUUAGACCAAUGACCCCACUACUGCAUUUGGGGGCAUUUGGGGGGGGGUGUAGUUGGGGGGCAGCUAAGGGCAGCUUCAGAGCAGUCAUGGCCCAAAUGUUCCAUAUUUGGCUGUCUCGUGGCAAGUUCUGUCAGCACACACACACAGACACAUGGCCCAGCCGCUUGUUGCAGAGGUUUGCGGUUUGAAUCCGGCAGGCCACCCUGACUAAUACUAAGGAUGUAUUAACCAUGACAAUACCACGUGCCCAGCCGCUUGUUGCAGAGGAUGAGGUUUGAAUCCGGCAGGCCACCCUGACUAAUACUAAGGAUGUAUUAACAAUGACAAUACCACGUGCCCAGCCGCUUGUUGCAGAGGUUUGCUGUUUGAAUCCGGCAGGCCACCCUGACUAAUACUAAGGGGUGUAUUAACCAUGACAAUACCACGCGUUGUCUGCUUCACAGUGGACACUAAAGAUCCCGUGACGUUAUUCGCAAGAGUAGGCCAUUGUGUGACGGUGUCACGGUUCAAAUUUUUAACAAAUGACACCCCCGAGUUACUCAAUUUGAAUCUACGUCGCCAAUCAUCGUUGCCUACAGCGAAUACUUGGCAAGACCCUCCGUGAGAGUCAGAGAGGCUUUCUUGGGUUAACCAAGUGGAAUGGUAGAUUUUUUAUGUAUAUUAAACAAUAUAAAAAAAAAAUUUAACCAGGUAAGGCCCACUGAGUUAUAUAUCUUCUUUUUCAGAAGCGACUUGGCAACAAAUGAUAUCUGAACGAAGUGGCUUAUCGCGUGGAUAUUUAUAGCAGCCAAAAUCCGGAGGCCCUGGAGAAAAAUCCACACGACCAAAGGGAGAACAUGCAAACUCCAAAUAUACAGGCAUCAGGGUCGGGAUCGAACCCACGACCUCCUGUAUACCACGUGGGGUAAUAAUCGAUUGAGGCAGAGUAGAGGUAUCUAGCAGGGCCCAGCUGUACCACGAAAAAUACAAUGAGACCUUUAUCAUCAUUAGCAUCAUCAUCAACAACAGCAGCAGCAAUGUUAUUGUUAUAUGCAAGUGAAUAUUUUAUAUGCAGUACUAAAACUUGUUUUUUUUUACAAUGUAAAUAUAUACAAUCUCGACUCUUUUGUAUUCGACAAUGUUUAUACGAAUAUUUUUGUACAGGAAUAUCUCUGAAUUUAAAGUUGAUUGUGCGUGUGUUUUUAACAGGGGAGUUGCUCGGCAGCAUUGAUGACGUCGUCACUCCCGUUGUUGUUGAUGUUGUUGAUGUUGUUGCGAGUCGGAGAUAACCAGGUUCCGUAGUAGUUGUUGGAUACAAUGAGGAACCCCCCCCCCCCCCACAACUCAAACUCGAGCUGCCACCCCCUCCUCCCCCCUCCCCCACCUCGUCUACAGCGGCCACGUGGAAGUCAGUCGCUCACUUCACAAUCAAAUCAAUUUGUCAAUCACGAAUCGUGCCGAAUAUCUAAAGCCAUGGGGAGGGGGGGGGCUGUUUAUCCACCGGAGGAGAACAAAAUAAAUCGAAUAGAUUUUUGUGUUAAUGUCCAAAUUCCGGAAGAAUCCGCACACCCGUUGGGGAAACAAACCCGUCGCCGCUUUGCGCCCGAAAAUCGGCGGGGGGAAAAAGAAAAUGUUUCCGUUCAACAAAAAAAGUCCCCACCAAAUGCGUCGCUUUACGACUAAAAUCGGUGGAAAAUCCUCGCGCUCCCACCGCCACCACGGGCAGCGCGCGGUGACGCGGGCGGGGGGAGGUCGUCGCUCCCUCUCUUCACCUGGGUUUGGAGUCGAACUUUGACGGCGCGUGCGGGGGGGGAGGAGAGGGGUGGGUGGGCGAGGGCUGCUGGGCAGACCCCGCGCGGGUGUGUUUGUGUGUGUGAGUGUGUUUGUGUGUGUGAGUGUGUUUGUGUGUGUGAGUGUGUUUGUGUGUGCGAGUGUGUCUGUGUGAGUGUGUUUGUGUGUGAGAGUGUGUUUGUGUGUGUGUUUAUGUGUGAGAGUGUGUUUGUGUGUGUGAGUGUGUUUGUGUGUGCGAGUGUGUUUGUGUGUGUGAGUGUGUUUGUAUACGUAGUGAGAGGUGGGGGUCUACCAUCAGCCACACUAAAAUCAAGCACCUGCCUGGAUAUUUUGUAUCAUCCAAUAGAGUACUCAGCCCCCUCAACACCCAAUGAGUGAUGGGGCAGUUGUGCAAAGACUGGAGACGUUUUCCGACCUGGGUAAUGAUCAACUCCGGUUUGGCAGCAGAGGUCUCACUCCGAAUGCUGUUUGGAAGCUACGUGGUCUGUCGCUCCACACGAAGCUCCGGGUCUUCUCGACCACAGCCAUGCCCUCCCUUCUCUUUGAUUGUGGAACGUGGAACCCCUCUAAUGGAAACAUCUGCGCCGGUUUGAAACUUUGAGGCUGACCUGCCUGCGAUCCAUCAUGGGUUUAACCAGGCUGCAUUAUGUGAGGAGCUCACAAAUCUUUAAAAGAUCUGGACACAUUUCCAUCAGUGAGUUUCUCAGACGGUCAAGGCUGCGUUGGCUGAGUCAUGUCGCCCGCAUGCCCAGCCACUCAUCCCCAAGUAGCUUCUGUUUGGCCAGAUAGAGGGGGCUGAAGAGGCACGACACGGGCUAGGGAAGAAAUGGACUGAUGCGGUACGGGGGGAUGAGGGAACCGAGUGUCCUUUCGGAAGGCCGGUGUCAAGAUCGGCCUCUAUGGAGGAAUGCUCGUGAAGGAUGCUACUGGGUAGUUGGAUAGAGGCAGUCGCCCUCCAACAACAACGGAGGGCAGAGGAGCGACCCCUACAACGAGCGGAACGCCGUGCGGAUAAAAUACAGCAAGUUGGCACAGUAGGGGGCACAGUCAUCUCAGUCAACCGAUGACACUUGGGUCUGUCCCGCGACCUGUCUGCGAGCCUUCGA